This is a messenger RNA of Nicotiana tabacum (common tobacco), 772 nucleotides long. Its product is annotated as DNA-directed RNA polymerases II, IV and V subunit 9A. The record is from RefSeq and is a predicted model, not a curated record. NCBI's taxonomy places the organism in Eukaryota, Viridiplantae, Streptophyta, Magnoliopsida, Solanales, Solanaceae. Gene Ontology annotation, cellular component: RNA polymerase II, core complex. Gene Ontology annotation, biological process: transcription initiation at RNA polymerase II promoter; maintenance of transcriptional fidelity during transcription elongation by RNA polymerase II; transcription-coupled nucleotide-excision repair. Gene Ontology annotation, molecular function: DNA-directed RNA polymerase activity; nucleic acid binding; zinc ion binding.
CCAAAACGCAGAGCAGAGUAUAGAACAAAUCGCUAUUUUCCCUCUAAAAGCUAAACGAUUCAAAACAAAAACUCGCGAAAAUGAGUACUAUGAAAUUUUGCCGAGAAUGUAACAAUAUUUUGUAUCCUAAAGAAGACAAGGAGCAGAAGAUCCUCCUUUAUGCUUGCCGUAAUUGUGAUCAUCAGGAGCCUGCUGAAAACAAUUGCGUGUAUAGAAAUGAGAUACAUCAUUCUGCUGCGGAGCGCACACAAGUGUUGCAGGAUGUAGCAGCAGAUCCAACUUUGCCUCGUACAAAAUCUGUUCGAUGUUCUCAAUGUGGUCAUGGAGAAGCAGUUUUCUUCCAGGCAACUGCAAGGGGAGAAGAAGGUAUGACACUCUUCUUUGUUUGCUGCAACCCGAAUUGUGGACACAGGUGGAGAGAUUGAGAUCACAUUCAGAGUUAUGGUGGGUGCAGUGUUAGUUAUUGACGUAUUUGAAAAAACUGAUUCUGACCUAAACUGCAACUGUUCAUCAUCUAGUGUAUGUAAAAUGUAAUGAAUCUUGUCUUGUGUUGGAUUGGAACACAUGGUAUUACUCAGCGAGAUUCUAAAGACUCGCAUGCUCCCUAAGUUUCUGUUAACCAAGCUCUUAUCGCGUUUUCUUAAAGAAGUGAAAACUGCUGUUACGCUGAAUAGCUGAACUGUGGAGUAAUACUAAUGUUUCUGGCUUUAGAACAUUAUCUUGGUGUUCCCAUUUUUUGAAGAAUUUUAGUUACCCUGUUUCUUGUGUAUCA